GAGAAAGCCAACAACUUCCCUCCGAUUCAAUUUAAUCGGCUGAAAACCAUAAAACCGAUCAUCUCUUCCUCUCUUAUCACUUUUUUUCUCUCACAUUUCUUCAACAACACCACCACAGAUGGGGAAAGGUCCAGGUCUCUAUCCCGAUAUCGGCAAAAAAGCUAGAGAUCUUCUAUACAAGGAUUACCAAAGCGACCAUAAGUUCUCUCUCACCACCUAUACCGCCAACGGAGUUGCCAUUACUGCAUCAGGAGCUAAGAAAGGUGAGUUGAUUUUGGCAGAUGUCAACACUAAACUGAUCAACAAAAACAUCACGACUGAUGUCAAAGUGGACACAAACUCAAAGCUAUGCACAACUAUCACCAUCGAUGAACCUGCACCUGGAUUGAAGACCAUCUUCAGCUUUGUUGUUCCUGAUCAGAGAUCUGGAAAGGUUGAACUUCAGUACUUACACGAGUACGCAGGAAUCAGCACCAGCAUCGGUUUGACUGCUAGCCCCAUUGUCAACUUCUCUGGUGUGGCCGGAAACAACACAGUGGCACUUGGGACUGAUGUUUCUUUUGAUACCGCAUCUGGGAACUUCACCAAAUAUAAUGCAGCCCUAAGUUUCUCGACUUCUGACCUCAUUGCAUCCUUGACACUGAACGAUAAGGCGGAUAGCGUUACUGCUUCCUACUACCACACAGUAAGCCCAUUAACCAACACAGCAGUUGGUGCAGAGUUGAGCCAUGGUUUCUCGAGCAACGAGAACUCUCUGACCAUCGGAACACAGCAUUCGCUAGACCCAUUGACCACAGUGAAGGCUCGGGUGAACAACUCUGGGAUAGCAAGUGCUCUCCUGCAGCACGAAUGGCGGCCAAAAUCCCUGUUCACCAUAUCAGGAGAAGUGGACACUAGGGCAAUUGAGAAGAGUGCAAAGGUUGGACUGGCUUUAGCUCUAAAGCCUUGAAAGAGCCACACACGCUUUUGUAUGAUGCGGAGAAAUAAGGUGGGUUGAUGCAAGAUUUUUCCCAUUGAAAAUGUUUGCACUAUUUUGAGGACCAUGUUUAUUUUGUGGUUUACGAAUUCUCCAUUGAUUUAUUUAAGGAGAUACAUUGUCCAAUUGGGUUGAUCAUUAUCCUUUCACUCUCUCUAAAAGACUCUUCAACAUUAUGACGAGAAAAAUGAUGAGUUUGUGACAAC
Cynara cardunculus var. scolymus (artichoke) is the source of this 1182-nucleotide messenger RNA. RefSeq names its product mitochondrial outer membrane protein porin of 36 kDa. NCBI's taxonomy places the organism in Eukaryota, Viridiplantae, Streptophyta, Magnoliopsida, Asterales, Asteraceae. Gene Ontology annotation, cellular component: mitochondrial outer membrane. The record is from RefSeq and is a predicted model, not a curated record. Gene Ontology annotation, biological process: monoatomic anion transmembrane transport. The transcript is spliced from 6 exons. Gene Ontology annotation, molecular function: voltage-gated monoatomic anion channel activity. Bases 119 to 949 code for a protein of 276 amino acids.